AUGACUAACGGGCCAGUAGACGAAAUAAAGCAUAACUUUGUCUAUCUCGACAAGGCGUUAUCUGGGUAUGAUGCGCGGUUCACGCUAAAGGUUCUGCGUGGACUUCCGGCUCUACGUCGACAGCUCGACUCCGAGGUGCUCGGCGAGAUUAUCAAGAGCACCUACCCGCAAAACGACCCUGCCGGCCAGGAGCUGUUGCGGGUGGUGGCGAGUGGCGAGGCAGCUGGCACUGUCGCGACAAAAAUGAGCGACGGUACUGAGGACGCGGUAAUUGAGCUGCCAAGCCCUGAAACGGAUGCCUAUGUGCAUCUGUUGGUUCAGAUCUGGUUGCUGCAUCGCGAUGUUCCCGAUCAGUUCUACACCUUCUCGCAGACGGCGCUUGCACAUUUGCGCAAGUACGACCGCCGCUCUCUCGACUUUGUUGUGGCUAAAAUCUGGUUUUACUACGUGCGGGCCGCGGAACUUACCGACAAUCUAGAGCAUGUCGUUCCCCCGCUCAUGGCCGGUCUGCGCACGGCCACGUUACGCCACGACGCCGAGACCCAGGGAAUGUUGGUGAUUCUCCUGCUGCGUAGCUAUUUGCUGCUCAACAAGAUUUCCCAGGCCGCCGGUAUUAUUUCAAAGACGUCUUUCCCGCCUGCUGCCAGCAAUUCGCUGGCGGCUCGCUACUACUACUAUCUGUCGCGGGUCAGCGCUAUUCAGCUUGACUACUCUAGCGCUUUUGAGCAGAUCACAGCGGCAAUCCGCAAGGUCCCCCAGUCUCCAGCGUCUAUUGGCUUUUUACAAACUGCCCACAAGUUGAGCAUUGUUAUUGAGCUGCUGAUGGGUGAGAUCCCCGACCGUGAGGUGUUCAAGAAGCCCGAGUUCCGUCGCUCUUUGGCUCCCUACCUUGCACUUACCCGAGCCGUUAGGGCAGGUGAUAUUCAACAGUUUGGCAGUGUUCUGGUUGCCGAGGCGUCUGCUCUCAAAGCUGACCACAAUUACGCCCUCGCCUGCCGUCUGAGACAGAAUGUCAUCAAAACCGGAAUUCGCAUCCUUUCUCUUACUUACUCUCGCAUCUCGCUCAAAGAUAUCUGUAUCAAACUCUGCCUUGAUGGCGAGGAGAGCGCAGAGUACAUUGUGGCCAAGGCGAUCCGUGAUGGUGUCAUCGACGCAGAGAUCAACCACCAGUACGGAUACAUGCAGUCUAAAGAAGUCACGGAUAUCUACUCGACUGCCGAGCCGCAGUAUACGUUCCACGAACGCAUCAAAUUCUGCAUGGCCCUACACGAUGACAGCGUCAAGGCUAUGCGCUAUUUGAGCCCAGACCACGCUGCUGACCUCAAGGAGGCAGAGGAGGCUCGUGAGCGGGAAAAAGAACUCGUCACCGAAAUCCAAGAGGGUACAGAUCUUGAAGACGACGACGAUUUCGAGUUAUAG
Messenger RNA from Wickerhamiella sorbophila, 1419 nucleotides. Its product is annotated as putative 26S proteasome regulatory subunit rpn3. Gene Ontology annotation, biological process: regulation of protein catabolic process; ubiquitin-dependent protein catabolic process. The coding region runs from base 1 to 1419 and encodes 472 amino acids. Lineage: Eukaryota; Fungi; Ascomycota; Dipodascomycetes; Dipodascales; Trichomonascaceae. The record is from RefSeq and is a predicted model, not a curated record. The transcript has a single exon. Gene Ontology annotation, molecular function: enzyme regulator activity. Gene Ontology annotation, cellular component: proteasome complex; proteasome regulatory particle, lid subcomplex.